Molecule: messenger RNA, 1503 nt
Organism: Eremomyces bilateralis CBS 781.70
Lineage: Eukaryota; Fungi; Ascomycota; Dothideomycetes; Eremomycetales; Eremomycetaceae
Product: IlvA, threonine dehydratase
Exons: 2
Coding region: 93-1220 (375 amino acids)
Biological process (GO): D-serine biosynthetic process; pyruvate biosynthetic process; L-serine metabolic process
Molecular function (GO): serine racemase activity; threonine racemase activity; L-serine ammonia-lyase activity
Source: RefSeq, a predicted model, not a curated record
CCACGAUCAGUCAAUGUCGCCAUCGCGAAAUCCAAUUCCUAUCUACACGAAUAGAUCCCAAUAGAUUUCGAAUUUGAAUGUAAAUAAUAAAGAUGGUGCAAGUCGACACCCUCCCCCCCCUCAUCCGCUCCGAAGCCCAAAAAACCCACCUCCUCAUCCGCGACUUCAUCAAGCGCACCCCCAUCCUGACAUGCACCACCCUCUCCGCCCUCGCCUCCACCCCGCAGUCUGCGGAGGCGUUGGCGAGAACGGAAUGGAUAGGGAGAGAUCCGGCUCGUCCAAAAAUUAAUCUGUUUUUUAAGUGCGAAAAUCUACAGACGAUCGGCGCCUUUAAGCUGCGUGGGGCGACGAGUUUCUUGCAGCGGCUGGGAGAUGAGGAGUUGGCGAAGGGGGUGGUCACGCAUAGUUCAGGAAACCACGCCGCCGCCCUCGCUCUCGCCGCCAAGCGCCGCGGUGCCCCCGCCUACAUCGUCAUGCCGCGCAUCAGCAUGCCCAACAAGAUCGCUGCCACCCGCAGCCACGGCGCCGAGAUCGUCUUCAGCGGCUCCACGGCCCCCGAGCGGGAAGCCGUCGCGGCGGAGGUGAUGGCAAGGACGGGAGCGACAAUGGUCCCGCCGUAUGAUCAUCCGUAUAUUAUCCUUGGGCAGGGGACGCUGGCUCUGGAGGUGGAGGAGCAGGUGGGUUUGAUGUUGGACGCGGGGAGCGGGGGGAAGUUGGACGCGGUGGUUGCGCCGCUGGGGGGCGGGGGGAUGCUGUCGGGGAUUGCAACCGCGUUAUCUGGGACGGGGAUCCGCGUGUUUGGAGCCGAGCCGUCGUUUCAGGGGGGAGAUGAUGGGAGGAGAGGACUCGCUGCUGACCCGCCGGAGCGGGUUACGGAAGUCAAAACGCUUACGAUUGCGGAUGGGUUGCGGACACCAGUGGGGGUGUAUCCGUGGAGUGUGAUUAGCGACAGGGAGAAGGUUGGGGGGGUGUUUGCGGUGACGGAGGGGCAGAUCCUGGCGGCGAUGAGGUUGGUACUGGAGCGGAUGAAGGUGGUCAUUGAGCCGUCGUCGGCGGUGCCGCUUGCGGUGGUGCUGUUCAACGAGGACUUCCGGCGACGGGUGGAGCAGGAGGGGGGGGAGCAGGGGUGGAAUAUCUGUGUGGUCUUUAGUGGUGGGAAUACCACGGUUGAAGCGAUCGGGAAACUGUUCGCGAAGGAAGAGAACGAGGAUGAACGUUGAAGAUGUUCGCUAUUUGGCGACCCGUCGAAUAGUUAUACAGGUCACCAUCCGGCAGACGCCAAUGUCGCAAGUGUAUUUACAAAGCCACGGAAUCAAGUCCUCUACCACCUUUUCAUCGAUCAAUCUCACCGAACACCUAGACAACGUUAGUAAAACACUUGAAUAUUGAGGACGGACACGUACCAGAUCCGACGUGCCAAUGACCGCCACCACGUCAGCCAGAAGAUGCCCUCUUGACAACUGAUCCAGGCACCCCAAAUGAGCGAACCCGGGUGCGCGGAUG